Drosophila sechellia is the source of this 858-nucleotide messenger RNA. RefSeq names its product ribonuclease P protein subunit Rpp25 (gene Rpp25). NCBI's taxonomy places the organism in Eukaryota, Metazoa, Arthropoda, Insecta, Diptera, Drosophilidae. Gene Ontology annotation, biological process: tRNA 5'-leader removal. The coding region runs from base 101 to 715 and encodes 204 amino acids. The transcript has 5 exons. Gene Ontology annotation, molecular function: RNA binding. Gene Ontology annotation, cellular component: ribonuclease MRP complex. The record is from RefSeq and is a predicted model, not a curated record.
GAUAGCACACGUGUACCAAGUGUUUGUUUAUAUUUUGCUGUGCACAAAUUGGUGAAACUGUUUAAAUAAUAUUUAUUAAGAUUUUGCGGAAGGCCUCAAAAUGAUGCACUACCGCAAGGCCGAGAAUGUGGAGAAGGAGCUGAGCAAGAGCGAUCUGCCAUUCGAGGACUGCAUGCCAAAGACCCAAAAGGAUUUUUUGUGGAUGCAUGUAAAAGGCGGUACCAAAGUGAGCAAUGUGGUUGAGUUCGCUCAGGCGGCGCUGAACAAGGGCGAGCACAGAUGCGUGGUGUGGAGCGGCUCCGGCGGCGGAGUGGUGAAGACCAUAUCCUGUGCCGAGGUCCUCAAACGGAGCCACCCCGUCUACCAGGUGACGCGCAUGGCCUACACCAGCGUGGAGGAGCACUGGAAGCCGCAAAUGGAAGGCCUGGAGGAGAUAAUAGUCACGCGCCAAAUACCCACCCUGCACAUCCUCAUGAGUCUGGACGAGCUGCCGGAUACUAUAGAUGGCUUACAAAAGCCAAAUACAUCCACUGAUUUUUGGGAUGGCGGAGGAGCACAGUCACAUCCACGUUCCCAGCCCCGCCAUCAGCAGCAACAACAUCAACCAGGAGCUGGGGGUGGGGGUCGGCCGAACAAACGGACCAGACCCGGACGCAAUAAACCAGGCCAACAACACGGAAAACCUGUCGCCGAAGAGAAUUUACCCGCCAGUUAGAGUCAAGUUUAAGAUAAGCCGACCAUGGGAAGAUUCCCUUAUUUGCCCUUUGUAAGGAUGUACAAAUAAAGGCCAAUUUAUCACAAAAGACCAGCGGUAUUAACCCAAUUGCGGGCAAUAAAAGAUUAGCUAUCCGAAGAUAA